Molecule: messenger RNA, 1721 nt
Organism: Cottoperca gobio
Lineage: Eukaryota; Metazoa; Chordata; Actinopteri; Perciformes; Bovichtidae
Gene: uck1
Product: uridine-cytidine kinase 1
Exons: 7
Coding region: 101-922 (273 amino acids)
Molecular function (GO): kinase activity; ATP binding
Source: RefSeq, a predicted model, not a curated record
UUCUCGCGAGAACAGCGCGUUGUUAUUGCUACAGAUAGUAUAGCCAACUCUUAGCCAGGCUAUCCAGAUAUCUGCAGUCUUUCUGAAUUGCUGGACUGCGAUGGAUUAUCUCGGAGCCCAAGACGAGGCAGAGAGACCCCGACAUCGUCCUUUCCUGAUAGGAGUCAGCGGAGGAACCGCCAGUGGCAAGUCAACAGUUUGCGCCAAGAUCAUGGAGCUCCUGGGCCAGAACAAGGUGGACCACCGCCAGAGGAAGGUGGUCAUCAUAAGCCAGGACAGCUUCUACAGAGUGCUGACUGCAGAGCAAAAGGCGAAAGCACUGAAGGGCCAGUACAACUUUGAUCACCCAGAAGCAUUCGACACCGAGUUAAUGUACAAAACCUUGACAGACAUCGCGGAGGGAAAGGUGAUCGAAGUGCCAACGUAUGACUUCGUCACUCACUCCAGGUUGGACGACAGGAUCACGGUUUACCCAGCAGACGUCGUCCUCUUCGAGGGGAUCCUGGUCUUCUACCCCCAGAAAGUGCGCGAUAUGUUUCACAUGAAGCUCUUUGUGGACACGGACUCCGACGUCAGACUCUCUCGCAGAGUUCUUCGAGACAUGACCAGAGGGAGAGACCUGGAGCAGAUUCUCACGCAGUACACCACAUUUGUCAAACCUGCUUUUGAAGAGUUUUGUUUGCCUACAAAGAAAUAUGCCGACGUCAUCAUUCCAAGGGGAGUUGACAAUAUGGUGGCCAUCAACCUCAUCGUACAGCACAUCCAAGACAUACUGAACGGAGAACUCUGCAAAUGGCAGCGUGCGUCCAUUAGCAGCCACGCGCGAGGCUUCAAACGGGCCAUUUCUGAGCAGGGAGACCUGCAGAACGGAGCCGCUGCAGGAAAGAGAGUCCUGCUGGAGCCCAGUUGUCGGCCUCACUGAGACUGUGUGUGUGUGUGCGUGUGUGUGAGUGUGAGUGUGGGGGGGGUAGAUGGAUGUUUCCGGACUGUGAAUAUGAGCGUCGAGUUGGGAUUGCUGCAACCGGUUUGUGCAGGAUGGGUCCGCAAGUCUCACCCUCUGCAGAAUUUUAAAAGAAAAGUACCCACAAUCCCACGGUGCAAGCAUUCAGUGCUGCACCCACUUCCUAAUUCUGCUGUAAUUAUUGGACCAUAACCGAUAUGUUAAUAGAUGCUUUUCACAACAGUAACAGUCUUCCAUUAGGUUUGUGUGUUCAGGUGACGGUUACUGAGGCGGAGGGCCGGAGCUGCAACUACAGAUCUUCAUCAUCGAUUCGUCUGACGUUUCUUUUCUAUAUUAAUCUCGUCUUGUUAACCCAAAGAUAUCCACGUCCAAGCGUGAAACAUGAUGUUAAAGAGAGUUCUAUUUUUCUGUCUGAUGGUUGCAGCUCGAGGAGGAAGCGACAUUUAAAUGUUUAAUUUAUCGUCAUGCGUUUGCACUUUGACCUUUAUAUUUUGUACUUGCUGUUUUGUUGCUUUAAUUGAGAUUCUAUUUAAAUUAUAUUCACAAUAACCUGUUGUUAUCCGGCUGCUUUCCCCGUUUGUUUGAACUUAUCUAAAUCGAGUCAGGCCAGACGGCCGUGUGGUGUCGUAGCGUCAAACCUACAUUCUUCACAGAGUGCUUCCUUUCAAUUAUUUACAGUUGAACACAUGCCUUAAUUUUUUUUGAAGUUCAUUUUCCACUCACCAUUCUGUACAACAAUAAAUGGAAAAGUAAGUCUGAA